AUCGUGGAGCGCCCCUGAACGUCCGGGCCCACCGGGGCUCCGUUCCAUACAGAUGCAGCUAUACUCCGUACGGAGUGUGUACUACUCCUUUUGCGAGGACCAGUUAUGAAUAUUACCUGAAUAAUUCGAGCACGUUGCCAGAUCUCCAUGGUACCCAUACCGUCUUCUCCAUACCCUUCUCCUACUACGGAGUACUACAGUACUCGCAGUCUACGACUAUCGUCCUUCUCUAUCGUGAGUUCUUAUUAUAACUCCCGCCCUAGCCCGAUAUUUUGGAUCCUCCCCUCCUCCCCUACUCUCGCUCUCUCCCCCAGAAACCUCCACAAUCAUUCUACUUUCUCGACCUUUUCCUCAAUCUUUCAUUAAAAGACCCUAUCAAUUCUCUUCUACGGGCACCUCUCAAACAUUCACUCAAACCCACCUCUAACCCUCGCCGUCGCGCCUCGAAAAGGGUUCAAAACAGCCUCAACCUACCAUGAAACCACACCAAUUAUUGGUGCUUCAGCCUGUUCGCACAUAAAUUGGGGUCUCCAAAUCAAGUUCCUACCCCGUCCACAAAAAGAAAAAGAGGACGUCCUGAUCCAGACUCCCCCAAUUGUCUCCCCCUCCCCAUUUCCCCCCCCCCCCCCUCUCGUAUCUGCCGUGAUUCAGAUAAGACCUCCAAAGCGAACCCGAGACAAUUGGAACCCUCGGACACAUCAUGUCGACCUUCUCGCGUGUCCCUGGCCAUUGGGACGACGACCAGUCCGGCCACAGUGAUCCCCCGUCUACCCGCUCUUCCAACGAUCCUCCAGAGCAUGCCGCUCAUAUUCGCUCGCGAUCUACAGCUCUCGCUCAGAGUCCUAAACGUUUGUCCGUCUUUAGUGGCCGCUCUAGAAGUAACACUACCACGUCGACCUCGUCGCGCCGCUCCCCGGGCUCGUCCAUGACUUCAAUUGAUAGCUCCGUUCCGUCUCAGGACGAGCGGGCACCCUCUGCGCUGGCUAUGCGAUCUGAUAAAUCAGAGCGCUCGUCGAGGUCCUUUUUGGCACGUGGGAGCCGUAUGUUGCGCCGACAGGGGAGUAAGAUCAACCUCGUUGCCACGCUGGACGAGGAGGACGAAUUGGAGAGGAUGCCCCGUCAUCGGACUCGACAGGCUGAUCAACACGAUCGAUUAAAGAGCAUCAUUUCGGAUCCAUUCGAUUUCCACCAUCUCACCCACACCAGUCCUUCGCAAUUUCAAUCUUUAGAUCAAACGCGCGAGAACGACCUCGUUACCGAGUUUUCGGUCAUUCGCGCCUCACAGCGCCCUGAGGCUGGCCUCAAGGGUAUCCGUGCUGAUGACAUUCAUUUCCGCAACUUUUCCGUCGACAACCUCGCUGCCUUUGGAACGGCGACCACCGUUGAUGAGCCCGCGUCCCAGAGCCCACCCGACUCACCUGCGGCAUCGGGAUCGACUAGCCCAACCCAUGGCCACGUGCGCCGAGAAUCUCGCACUCACGAGAACUUCUCUCGUCCGGUCCCGAGGUAUCCCCGGUCUUGUCCGACAACGCCGCCUCCCCCGGCGGUGCCAGAGAUCCCCAACGAUGAGGGUAUCGAGCCGGCUCCUAGGGCCAUCGACGAGAUCCUAGGUUUGAACAUCCCGCCCACAUAUCCCGAGUAUAUUGACUCGGAGCGGUCUUCAUCCUCACAUCGUCAAUUCGGCUCCGAUUUCGUCGAGGAUAUGAAGGCCCGCACGUCUUCCGUGAGCAGCCACUACAGUCUGGAAGAGGUCCCCGAGGAAGACGAGGGAACCAGACUGUGGGACAGCCCAGACGCCAGCAUUGGUACCGUGCACUCCCGUUCUACCUCACACGUGAGUCCCGGUACGGUCGAACCUCACCGGGCGUCUCGCACGAUAGCUCCCAAGGCUCCGCUCUCCAUCUUCGUGGCUGAAGAGCUAUCGCGCAAGUUCUCGGAAGCUCUUGGCUCGCCGACCUUGCCCCAGACCCUGCCUAGCACCCCGCCAAAGGAAGACUCGGAGACCGCUCAGCUGGAGAUCACACCUCCCUCGACCUCUGGCGUUCGACAAUUCUCCUACGACGAGGAGAUGUAUGACUCUUGGGAUGCCGAUAUCGACUACUGCUACGAGCACGCCGCAGAGUCGACCUCAAACUUUGACUGGACGCGCACCUCUCUCGACGAAAACCGGCCUCAGAUCGGACUCGCUUGCACAGACGAGUCCUGCGGUCUCUCCGUUCCCCAAAGACCAACCCGGCACCUCCAACCUAGCCCAUUGAGCACAUCCACCCUGGCAACGCCAGACCUGGACUCUUCCCCCGCACGUUCACCCCAACCGCACUCCGCCGCAACACCUUCCACCGAGUACGAGCGCGCCUUCAUCCGCGGACCCACAGACUAUUUCCACCCCGUCUCCUCCUCGAUCCUCUCAAAGCAACUAAACCAAGACAUUCUCUACGAGGACUACCUCUCCGGCGCCGACGCCGACGCCGACGCCUCUUCAGACCGCCACUUCCCCUUCGCCGCAAGCGGUAUCCCAAACGCAUCCCCGCGCUCAAGCUUCUCCCCAAUCAGCAAAUGCAACUCCCAAGAGAGUCUCAUGCUCUCCCGCGCAGCGAGCAUCGUCCGCAAACACCGUUCCUCCGUCUCAACAGCCUCCGUCCCAGAACUGGUCCACUCCCUCUCCAGCUCUCGCGAAAUCAUGCCAACGGACCGUCUCAGCGCUGCCGAGAUCCUGGCCCGUCCGGCCUCGAGCUCCCUGCAUCGUCAGACGAAGAGUAUGGCCGAGGCGCAUAUGCUGAUGCACGCUGAUAGCAGCGCGAGUCUUGCGAGUGCUGAGACGACUCCACCCGCCUUGUAUGAUCAGUGGAAGAGUACCUCUGAGAUUGGCGUUGAGAGUGAUGUCGUGGGUGUACCCGUCCCCGUUGCUAUGGCUGCUCUGCCGGCCGUGCCAGUGAAGAAUCCCAAUCGAAAGAAGAGUCGGAAUACUUCCUACUCUCUUUUCCCGACGCCGGCGAAUUGAUUUCGUCCAAGCCUAUUUUGCUCUCAUCCUCUCUCUUAUCUCUUGAUUUUGAUUUUGGUGCUACUUGGAAGACAAAAUUCGUGGUUGCGUAAACUGCCCAUUUGUCCUUCGUUUUUCGUUUUCAGUUUUCUGCCUUACACUCUGUCCGUGAUAGAUCUCCAUGAGUCCAUGACCUCCCUGCUACCUGCUAUAUUUCCUUGUCUCGCCUCGUCUUGUCUUGAUUGUUUAACUGGUCCCGUCGUUUACGCCAGUGUUUUUCUCCUUUUUUUUGUCUCUUUCCGCAAGGACAUGUUCCAUACGCGCUCUCGUUCUUCUCAUUUUCUUUGCCCUUGUCUUUGCGUCUGCUUUUGGUCUCUCUGUUCCAUCGUCUCAUCGUUACUCAUUUCUUUGCCUCUUGUCUUGUCUUGUUCGAUGCAUUUCUCAGCGAUAUCGGUAUCGGUCCUGUUUCUGGUGUCUGGAGGGGGAAACAAAAAGCCGGGGGAAAAAGCAUUUGGAAAAAGACGAUUCUUUCUGUUUCUUUCUGGUUUGGUAUGCUAUGAUAUGACUUGGGUGGAUCUGAUUGUUUGGAUGAAUUAGGCCCUAUUUCCAUUCUGGCUGGAUUACCUGAUUCUGGUGGUUGGAUGGUUCUGGUUCUGGUUUUGGGUGCUGGUUGGGAUCAUUCGUUAUGCCUGGCCUGGCCCUGCCUGGCUCUUGUCUUUCGCUUUUCUGUUUGAUGUCAACAGCUCUUUGAGUAUUUAUAGAGUGGUGGUAUGGUGGAUGCUAUACUACAAUGUGUGCCUUUGAAUGGCGCUUUGAUUCAAACU
Molecule: messenger RNA, 3804 nt
Organism: Penicillium brasilianum
Lineage: Eukaryota; Fungi; Ascomycota; Eurotiomycetes; Eurotiales; Aspergillaceae
Source: the annotation of a GenBank genome assembly